Molecule: messenger RNA, 357 nt
Organism: Plectropomus leopardus (leopard coralgrouper)
Lineage: Eukaryota; Metazoa; Chordata; Actinopteri; Perciformes; Serranidae
Source: RefSeq, a predicted model, not a curated record
GUUUCCUCCAGUGUGGCCAUGGUCUCCACAGCAGUCACCAUCUCCACCAUGAAUCCGUCCCCUCAGGAUGGGGAGGACACAGAUGCCUUCACACCGCUCCGCCCUGUGCAGGAGCCAGAGUCGCCUCUCUGUCAGGGCGGUCUGGCUCCGUCCUGCUGGCUCCUCUACUUUAAACCCAUCAUGGCUGUCAGUGUCGGCAUGCUGCUGUUUGGAUCAGGCACGGCCCUGUCCCUGCUCUAUUACACCCAUGUGGGCAAUGUCUCAUACCUGCUGGGGCCCCUGUUCCUCUCUGUGGGUCUGAUGUUCCUGGUCACCGGCCUGAUCUGGAUCCCAGUGCUCAAACAGAGUCUGGAGUAA